Molecule: messenger RNA, 3313 nt
Organism: Sceloporus undulatus (fence lizard)
Lineage: Eukaryota; Metazoa; Chordata; Lepidosauria; Squamata; Phrynosomatidae
Gene: FZD5
Product: frizzled class receptor 5
Exons: 2
Coding region: 580-2322 (580 amino acids)
Biological process (GO): canonical Wnt signaling pathway; non-canonical Wnt signaling pathway
Cellular component (GO): plasma membrane
Molecular function (GO): Wnt receptor activity; Wnt-protein binding
Source: RefSeq, a predicted model, not a curated record
AAAAAGAAGGGAGGAAGGGGAAAAGAGGGAGGGAGGGAAAAAGAAGGGAGGGAGGAAAGAAGGAAGAAAAGGAGAAAAGAAAGAAGAGGGAGGGAGAGGGCACUUCCCUGGAGGUGGGGUGGGAGCUGCUGUGGGGCUCAUAGGGGACCCCAGCCCACUCCUCUCCUCCUCCUCCUGCUUCUCCUCCUGGGUCCCUUUCGGAGUUGGUGCCUGCCUCAGGGUGGACUAGGACCCCUUGGGCUUCUGCAGGAGAUGGACCACGGUCCCUGCCACUUCUGGAGCGCCUGGUUAUGGAGCUGCCCUCCCAGUGGGUCCUCCCUGUGGGUCCCUUCCCCGCGCAAGGCACACAUGGCAGUCCUUUGGAGAAGGAGCAGCUGUGCCCCUACUUGGAGGACCUGGGGCUCCUAAGUGGAAGGAAGGAGGCAGGGAAGAGAGGAGCCCUUUUGGGAGGAGGGUCUCCUACCAUGCCAUCCUUGGCCCCACUUCUCGCCUUUCUGGAAACCAGCCUCCAUUCGCAUUAGAAGAGAGGUGAAACUAUAAAUCCCAGCCCCUUCCCUCCUGCAGCCCUUGCUCUCUCCCAUGGCCAUGGCUGCCCUCAGCCCCAUCUUCAGAGACCAGGCUUUGCUGAGCCUCCUGCUGGUGCUGCUACUGGAAGCCCCAGCCCCUGCGCCCGCCGCUUCCAAAGCCGUCGUGUGCCAGGAGAUCACGGUGCCCAUGUGCAAAGGCAUCGGCUACAACCUGACCUACAUGCCUAACCAGUUCAACCAUGACACCCAGGACGAGGCCGGGCUGGAGGUGCACCAGUUCUGGCCCCUGGUGGAGAUCCAGUGCUCGCCGGACCUCAAGUUCUUCCUCUGCAGCAUGUACACCCCCAUCUGCCUGCUGGACUACGCCAAGCCCCUGCCCCCCUGCCGCUCCGUCUGCGAGAGGGCCAAGGCCGGGUGCUCCCCGCUCAUGCGCCAGUAUGGCUUUGCCUGGCCUGAGAGGAUGAACUGUGACAAGCUACCCGUCCUGGGCGACGCCGAGAUGCUGUGCAUGGAUUACAACCGGACAGAGGCCACCACCACCUUGCCCCCCUUUUUCACCAAACCCACUCGCUCUGCCAAAGGGACCCAUAAGAACCUCAACCCCUUCGGUGGUGGUGGCAGCACUUGCAAGCGGGUGUGCGAAUGCAAGGAGCCCUUGGUCUUCAUCUCCAAAGAGACCCACCCGCUCUACAACAAGAUUGAGACGGGCCAUGUCCGCAACUGUGCCAUCCCUUGCUUCCAGCCCUACUUCACCCAGCAUGAAAAGACCUUUGCCACCUUCUGGAUAGGCCUCUGGUCUGUCCUCUGUUUUGUGGCCACUUUUGCCACGGUGGCCACCUUCCUGAUCGACAUGGAGCGGUUCCGGUACCCGGAGCGCCCCAUCAUCUUCUUGUCUGCUUGCUACCUUUUUGUCUCCAUUGGCUACAUCAUCCGGCUUGUGGUGGGACAUGCCAGUGUUGCCUGCAACAAGGACUACAACCACAUCCACUAUGAGACCACGGGGCCGGCCCUCUGCACUGUGGUCUUCCUCCUCAUCUACUUCUUCGGCAUGGCCAGCUCCAUCUGGUGGGUGAUCUUGUCUCUCACCUGGUUCCUGGCGGCUGGGAUGAAAUGGGGCAACGAGGCCAUUGCCAGCUACUCCCAGUAUUUCCACAUGGCCGCUUGGCUCAUUCCCAGUGUCAAGUCCAUAGCUGUGCUGGCCCUGAGCUCGGUGGAUGGGGACCCUGUGGCUGGCAUUUGCUAUGUUGGCAAUCAAAACUUAGACAAACUCCGAGGUUUUGUUUUGGCUCCUUUGGUGGUCUACCUUUUCACUGGGACCAUGUUUCUGCUGGCAGGGAUAGUGUCCCUCUUCAGGAUCCGGAGCGUCAUUAAACAAGGAGGCACCAAAACGGACAAGCUGGAGAAGCUGAUGAUCCGCAUCGGGAUCUUCACCGUCCUGUACACCGUCCCGGCGACGAUCGUGGUGGGGUGCUACAUCUAUGAGCAGCACUAUCGGGAGGCUUGGGAGAUGGCCCAAAACUGCUCCUGCCCUGGGGACAAAGACAGGUUGAAGCCUGACUACGCAGUCUUCAUGUUGAAGUACUUCAUGUGCCUGGUGGUGGGGAUCACCUCAGGGGUCUGGAUUUGGUCUGGCAAGACUCUUGAGUCGUGGAAGCGGUUCACGGGGAGGUGUUGCCGGAGCGGGAAGCCUGUGAGCACCACCAUGUACGGCGAAGCCAAUGCAGCUUUGACUGGGAGGACUGGGCUGCCCAGUUCUGCUUCCUACCACAAACAAGUCCCACUCUCCCAUGUAUGAAAAGCACCUUGCUGGGUCUCAUACACACAAGAUGGGAGCAGCUACAUGCUGUGCCACCAGAAUGGAGGUAUGGAGAAAACAAAUGUUCAACUCAACACAACUUCCAAAGAAGGGAGAAAAGGCAGCUCCUGCUUAAGGUAUAGAAUAGCCUGCCUUAGGGCGGCAUGUUUGGACUAGAUCAGUCUUGUACAACUUGUGAAACUCUCACCCGAGACACUGUGUAUUGUGACCUAAUAAGUACUUGACAGUCUCCUCUGUCAUGCCACAUGGACAGCAAGAAGCGGCUGCAUCUAAGCCCUGUUAGGCUGCUGUGGAUCAUUGGAGGACAAAGUUAGAUGAAACACUGAUUCUUGUCACUUCCGAUUCCAGCUGUAAAUGUUUUCUUGAAGUUACUCAACUUUGAUAUACAGUCAGUAGUUUCAUACAAUUAGAGCAAUAUCUUAAUGAAUCAUGGACAUGAAAAGUUAUGCUGUCAAUUUUUUAGCAACAUGAUUGUUCACUGAAAAGGUGAUACUGGAUUAUACAAUUCUUAAGUUAGCAAGCAAAAUAGAAAUUCAGUCAUUGAAAUUGUAUUCCAAAGCCAGAAAACUGCAAAGAAUGUACUCUUUUAACAUUUUUCAAAAUGAAAUUGCACCAUGUAGCUAUAGCGUGUAAAUAGAUGUAUUAAAAGAAUUAUGUUUGUAUAUAACUGAAUCUCUACUGAACUUUUGAUACGGGUUGGAGCAGGUUGUAAAUUCUCACACUGCCAAUGAGAAGUUUCAGAUACAAAUAACAGAAUGGAAACCUCGGGCAUUAAAUCGCUGUAAUUGAUGUUAGAUUCAUGCUUAGGUUGUGCUGCUCUUUCAGCUGUGCCUUGUGGAGAUGAAGCUUCUACAUACUAUUUGCAAUAUGAUUAAUAAUACCAUGCCAAAACAGGGUUAAAAAAGAAAACAUAGUUGAUUCUGUAAAACGCUUUAAGAGGAAAUAAACCAACUUCAAACAGUCACCUUAA